Ficedula albicollis (Collared flycatcher) is the source of this 2881-nucleotide messenger RNA. RefSeq names its product protocadherin gamma-B5-like. Lineage: Eukaryota; Metazoa; Chordata; Aves; Passeriformes; Muscicapidae. Gene Ontology annotation, biological process: homophilic cell-cell adhesion. Gene Ontology annotation, molecular function: calcium ion binding. The transcript has 2 exons. The record is from RefSeq and is a predicted model, not a curated record. Gene Ontology annotation, cellular component: plasma membrane.
GCAGCGGCGUCCGAGGGGGCCCGAGCGGGCUGGCUGCGCUGCCUUUGAGCGGUGCGUGCGGUGUGCGGCGAGAGCGGCUGGAAGGGAGGCAGGGCAGCGGCAGGAGGCAGGAGCUUUGGCGGCGAGCUGUGGCGGCAGAGAAUGGCGGUGAGGCGGCGGCAGAGGCUCGGGCCGGGCGGCGGGCGAGCGCUGCUGGGCGCGGUGCUGCUGUGCGUGUGGUGGCGGGCGGCGGCCGAGCGGCUCCGCUACGCCAUCCCCGAGGAGCUGGGCAGAGGCUCGCUCGUGGGGCCGCUGGCGCGGGACCUGGGGCUCAGCGCGGACGAGCUGCCGGCGCGCAAGCUGCGGCUGAGCGAGGAGAAGCAAUACUUCAGUGUGAAUGAGGAGAACGGGAACCUGUACGUGAACGAGAGGCUGGACCGGGAGGAGAUGUGCGGCGAUUCGGCGACCUGUUCUGUGAGUUUCGAGGUGCUGGUGCACAACCCGCUUAACAUUUUCCACGUCGAGGUGGCGAUCGAGGACGUGAAUGACAACUCCCCGACCUUCAGCAAGGCUGUUCUGGACCUCGAGAUAGGUGAAUGGAUCCCUCCUGGUGCUCGUUUUCCUCUGGAGAUGGCGCGAGACGCAGACGCAGGAAGGAAUUCGCUGCUGACUUACCAACUCGACAGCAACCCGUCCUUCUCACUCUCCAUGAAGGAGAAGCCGGGUGGAAGAAAGCAGCCGGAAUUAGUACUGGAGACAGUGUUGGACCGUGAGAAGUAGAGUUCCUUUGAGUUGUUGCUGAAGGCGAUCGACAGUGGGGACCCCCCGAGGUCCGGGACUAUCCAGGUUCGGAUCAACGUGACAGAUGCCAACGACAACCCGCCUGUGUUCAGUAAAAGCGUCUACGAGGCGAGAGUGGCAGAGAAUCUUCCAGUGGAGUCGUUGGUGCUGCGGGUAGGGGCUGCAGAUGCAGAUGCAGGUUCGAAUGGACGAGUGUACUACUCUUUUGGCAGCGUCUCGGACUCCAUCAGAGCGCUGUUCUCUAUCGACAGUGAUCGCGGAGAAAUCAGGACAGCGGGACCCCUCGAUUUCGAAGAGAACAGUAAAUAUAUCUUCAGCCUGGAGGCAACAGACGGCGGUGGGCUCACUGAUCACUGCGAAGUGCAGAUCGACAUCACCGACGAGAAUGACAACGCUCCCGAGAUCACGAUUCUGUCUCUGUCAAGCCCUGUGCCCGAGGACGCGCCGGUGGGCACCGUGGUCGCCCUGCUGAAAGUGCGGGACCGAGACUCCGGCGAGAACGGUCAGGUGUCGUGCGAGCUGUCGGGCGAGGCGCCGCUGUCGAUCGUGGCGUCGCCGGGCGGCUCGUACAAGGUGGUGACGGCGGGAGCGCUGGACCGCGAGCAGGCGUCCGAGCAGCGCGUGUCGGUGGUGGCCCGGGACCGGGGCAGGCCGGCGCUGUGGAGCAGCACGGAGCUGGUGCUGGAGGUGUCGGACGUGAACGACAACGCGCCGGUGUUCGAGGAGGCGGCGUACAGCGCGUACGUGGCGGAGAACAACGCGGCGGGCGCGCUGGUGGUGCGCGUGCAGGCGCGGGACGCGGACGCGGGCGCCAACGGGCGCGUGAGCUACUGGCUGGCGGGCGGCAGCGCGGGCGCGGCGGGCGCGGCGCCGCUGGUGUCGGUGGAGGCGCGGAGCGGCGCGCUGUACGCGCAGCGCUCCUUGGACUACGAGCAGUGCCGCGAGUUCUGGGUGGCGGUGCGGGCGCAGGACGGCGGCGCGCCGGCGCGCAGCUCCACGGCCACGGUGCGCGUCUUCGUGCUGGACCGCAACGACAACGCGCCGCGGGUGCUGUGGCCGGCGGCGGGCGCGGGAGAGGCCGGGGCCGGGGCGGCGGCGGCGUUCGAGGUGGUGCCGCGCUCGGCCGAGGCCGGCUACCUGGUGGCCAAGGUGGUGGCGGUGGACGCGGACGCGGGGCGCAACGCGUGGCUGUCGUACGAGCUGGUGCAGGCGUCGGAGCCGGCGCUGUUCCGCGUGGGGCUGCACAGCGGCGAGGUGCGCACGGCGCGCGCCGUGUCCGAGCGGGACGCGGCCAAGCAGCGAGUGGUGGCCGUGGUGAAGGACCACGGGCAGCCGGCGCUGUCGGCCACGGCCACGCUGCACGUGGUGCUGGCCGAGAGCUUGCAGGAGGCGCUGCCGGAGCUGAGCGAGCGGCCGGCGGGCGCCGAGGCGGCGGCGGCGGCGGCCGAGCUGCAGUUCUACCUGGUGCUGGCGCUGGCGCUGCUGUCGGCGCUCUUGGUGCUGAGCGUGGCGCUGGCCGUGCUGGCGCGGCUGCGCCGGGCCGGGCCGCCCGCCGUGCUGCGCUGCCUGGGCGCGCAGCGCUUCUCGCUGGCCGGCGCCGCCUUCCCGGCCGACUUCUGCGAGGGCACCUUGCCCUACUCCUACAACCUGUGCGUGGCGGCGCCGGCCCGCGCCGUGCCCGAGGCCGCUUGGCCGCCGCCGCCUGUGCCCGUGCUGUCGGCGGAGGAGCUUCUGGGCGGGGAUGAGUGCGAGAAGCCGAGCCCGAAUAGCAGCGCCCUUGAGGGAGAGGUGCCCGCCGAUCCCGACGCACAGCAGGUCUGUCAUCCUUUUCAUUUGUGGCUUUCCGGAAUGUUGUCCCUUGAAGCCUGGUUUUCUUUGGGUAAUGUCUAUUGGCAGUCCGCAUCUGUGUCUCUUCUUGGUGGCUUAAAUUUUUGAUUUCUCCUGAAAUCAAUGCUGACAUAUUUUGAGUAUAACUCCCCUUUGAGGUAUUAGCCGUGGUUUACCGUAUUCUCCGAUGUCUUGUGUUUGUGAGUCGCACUUUGCUGUCUCCGUUGUGGAUUGAAAUGAGGAAGGAACCAUCCCGCCUUCGUGGAGAGCUAUA